GCGAUCGAUCGCUUCUGCUCUCGCGCUCAGUGCGGUAUGGCACCAAAAUGGGAUCCUGAUCAUGCUAUGAAUAGCAGGUCCUGGAAGGGCCAUUUCAGGAUGAGACCCCACCAAGGGUCGGGUUUGGAGGGGGCCCGUUGUGGAAGCCUUCCCUUUGCACAUCAACUUCAUCGAAGUUGAUAAGGCCGGUUCGCAGUCAUACGCUGUUCGGGGGACAAUGAAGGCCCCAACCCUGCGCUGCGUUCUUUGUCGCUCUCUUCUGUUGUGCGAGCAGACGCCUCACUUCGGUCUCAUCGCGACCGAGCCGAAACCGCCUCUCUGCUGAUUCACGAGGCGAACGAAGCCGCCCACACGCCGUGGACGCCGCGUUGUCUCCUGACUCCACGACCCUUGAGCUGGUUGACGUCCUGGAGUUUGAUGGCCCUGAAAAUCCAAAUCGGCUCUCUGCCGCAGGCCAACCACCCUCAGUUAGAUCUAUCCUUCAGCCUUGAUGAUGUAUCAACCAGUUCCAUUCAUACCUUCGCCUGUGGGUGGAAUCUAACCCCGGCCACCAUGAUGCGAUGCUGUCCGUGCUACAAAGUGUGCUCACCCAAGAUGAGGCUCCCAAUGACGGCCACGAUCAACCGCGGAAUGACGACGCGGAUGAACAUUCCAGCACUGAACCUCAUGGUCAAUUCGCCCAUGGACUUCCCACCCCUCCAACGAGCGUGCGAGCGCUACGACUGGAGGGUUCGGGGGUGGUGGAGUUGACGGCUGUCGAAGGCGGUAGUGGAAUCAGUGAAGUGAACGAAUGUAAGAUGGUGCCGAAAGAGGCCCAGCGACGGUCAGAUCAAGAUCACCUGCCGGUACUUUUGAGCUGGGGAUCACCGACGGAUGCAAUGGCCACAGGCUCGGACUUCAAACGCCCGGGGAAAACAUCGUUCCAGAAAACGUCGCACUCCCGCGUCAAGGAGCCAAAAUCGAGGCAAGUGGCGAGACACGACGGCCUUCUCACUGCCGCUAUGCUGCAGACCAUCGACCGCAUAGGGGAAGUGCAGGUGCUGGAAGGGCUGAGGGGCACGAUCGCCGAGCUGGAAGCUCGGGCGUGGCAGGAUAGCCAAACCUUCAACGAACGUGGUGGUCAAAUCAUCCCGAAACAUCUGACGGAUCAACCCGACUCAAUGCGGAAAUUGUGGCUCCUGAAAGAAGAACUUGUCCUCACCGAGUCGAACGAGCAGAUACAUCGACUCCGGAAAAGAUUGACUUUGGCGGAGUUCUCUCAUGCCUACGACGCGUGCGCCUUGCGAUAUAUGGGCAUGGGGGGCAUCCCCCAGCGCCCGCGGUCGCGACCGGGGCAACGGGUACCCAAGACGGCAAUUGGUCGCGAAGCUCGCAAUUCGCAACACAAACGAGCGGCCAUGGAUCAUUUCGUGAACCUUCUAUUCCCCGGCGCAUUACCAACCAGCAAGACGAAGAGAACGGCGCGGAAAGCAGGGACGGUGACCAGAUACGCUGCCGCCAGGAAGAUUCAAAACUGGAGGGCGGCAGGACAGCCGUGGGCAAACAUCAUCACGCGCUUUGGCAAAGGAAUGCUACUGUUGAUACCGGACGAAGUGUCGGACGCAUACAUGCGAACCAUGUCAAAAGCCACUCUAUCAGCUUUUCUGGAUCGUGUCGAGCGGCGAGUGGCGGGCUGGGAAAACUGGUUGCCGACAUUGACGCCCUUGGUCGACUCCAUCUGCAUCAACCAUGCCCUACCUCGCGACUGGUUCUCGGAAGAAUGCCCUUCGUGGCUCAACGAGGGUGGAAGGACCGAUGCACAAAUAUGGAAGACCGAUCCAGAUUCGCCGUCCGCUCUUGGCGAGGGAGGCACGGCACCUUGGAGUCCUCUGAGGCAAUCAGGCGGUAUUGACCAGCAAUGGACUGAACCUGGCUUGGUUUUCGACCCCCCCAUGGAUGCGAAUGAGUUGGGCCUGUACAUGGCUGAGUCAUCCUCGCAAUUCGCUCUAGCUCCCCACGAAACCGUUCGGGAGGCCCCUUACACCACCUUCCUGGCAUGUCUUGCUGGAGAGACAAAUUUGGCUCCUGACCUCUGUUCGGCCUUUACAUCCGUGCAUGAUGGCUUCCCGCUGCCACCGAAUGAAGUGAAGGAAGGACUGGGCGUUGAUAUCGACGCGUUCCUAGCGAAAUCUCCCGUAUUGCCAUCCCUGACUGCAGAUGCACCCGGCAAUGAUGUAUCAGAUCAAGCAUCCACGUCGGUGAAUCGUUCAUAUUGCGACUAUCACGACAGCCCCGCGACCUACGCUGGCAUGGAGGCCCGCAAUGUCAACUGCGAGGACGAGUUUUUCUUUUUCAACUUUCCAGAGGAUAGCGAGUGAGUCCCCUUUCAUGACAUUUCCCAUCCAAAGGUUGGACAUCCCGGCAUGAACGGAACCCGGUAUCCUAGUCCAAAAGAUGAGAAUGAUCAUUUGUUUCCCUGAGCCUUCCUCCUAACUCAUCACUUUUCGGGAUAUACUCUCUUGCUUGGAAAAGUCUGUUCAAAGCUUUUCUGAUGGCCCUGAUACAUCUUGCGGUCCUCGUUGAGACCCUUCGAGAAUAUCACUCAGCUGCUAGACACCUAUCAUCCACCCACAUCUCCGCGACUUGCUGCUCGCUUGAUGAGUCUUUCAAUGCCUCCUGCGUGCCUGCAUUUUGGCCAGAGUUGAAUGUACGGGAUGUGCAACCGCAAUGCUCUGCUUCAACCCAGCGUGUGAAUAAACAUGACUACCUUCAGAGGCACAGUACACCCGAGUCGACUUGAACGAGCCUAAAAGGGCUACCAAAUCUUAGGCAGCAGGUUCGGCAAAGACGAAAGCAAGGGGGGCUCAAAUGGGUCUCACGGUUCGAGGAAGUCCAUGUUCACCGAAUAUAAAUUUAUGGCGCUCGGGCUGCACCCAGCUGCUUCUACACCCGCUGUGUGACUAUGCCCCGACGCUGGAAAAACCUGCCCAAGUGGCAAAAGCAGAACAAGUACAUUCGGUCUGGUUACAGAAAACCAUCUUACUCCUACUAUGGGU
Molecule: messenger RNA, 3035 nt
Organism: Exophiala mesophila
Lineage: Eukaryota; Fungi; Ascomycota; Eurotiomycetes; Chaetothyriales; Herpotrichiellaceae
Exons: 3
Coding region: 561-2357 (598 amino acids)
Source: RefSeq, a predicted model, not a curated record